Messenger RNA from Cantharellus anzutake, 2076 nucleotides. RefSeq lists its product as uncharacterized. The record is from RefSeq and is a predicted model, not a curated record. Lineage: Eukaryota; Fungi; Basidiomycota; Agaricomycetes; Cantharellales; Hydnaceae. The transcript is spliced from 14 exons. The coding region runs from base 1 to 2076 and encodes 691 amino acids.
AUGCGAGUGGUGACCUUGAAGCGACCAGGAAACCUGUGCCCGGCACAACUCGAAACCUGGUUGAGCGAUGCCGACCGUUCGCGGGUUCUAUGUCCUGACAAAGUGGCCAAGUGGAUGCUGGGAUGUGACGGCGCGAUCAAAAGCCGCGAAUUCGCAGAUGGCAGUGACAAGAUAAGACAACCCUAUCCAGGGAGACGUCGAAUAACUCGCGAUGAGCCUAAUGUGUACGUCGACUUUAUCAGGGAUGGAGGAAUAGGAAGGUCCGGUGUCAAUCGAGCUGGCAUUGGGAUGGGAAGUUGGCAGCUGCCAACGUCAGAACAGCCAUACGGUCUGCUCCAUUGUGUCCGUAUGGAGGAGCAAUCAGUGCGGGAAUGGCAUCAAGCACCAGUACGGGUGAACAUGCCGUGGUGUUGGGAAUGGGUGCAGAAAGGGGGCGCGGAGAGGAUGAGGAUCGGGGAUUUCGAAACAAACAAUAUCUCCUUUGGGGCAGUCCUCUGGUGGAGGAUCUGGCUUUCUGGGAGCCCGGUUAUUGAACCUCGAGAGUUCAACUUCUCUCCACCCCCACUGGGCCGACGUGACUGGACGGAGGGUCUUGGGCCUGAACAACUCCAUGCCGUGCGCUUUUCCGCCUCUCUUCACGCAACGGUUCAGCAAGGAUGUGAAUGGAACGACACAACCCAUUGGAAAACUCGUUCCAUGCGGGUUUGGCUUCAGUUCGAGGAUGCGGGGUUCUCUCCUUUGCGCACAAGCGUUCCCAGACCGUUGUGGUUGGCAGAGCGGCAGGCAGAUGUGCCACGUUGGACGGCUGUCGCGAUAACUUGGAGGCGAGAUGUACGGUGGCCGAUGGGUACAACAUUUCGCGUGGGUGAUGCCGCGGCGCAUGCGUUGCGCUUGACAUUUCCAAGCGCAAUGAUAGACCUGGCAAGUUGCAUCAGGAGUAGCUCUUUAUGUGUCAUCUCAGGCUCCGGCCUCUUCUGCAUAAGAGAGCACGCUAACACGAAUGGGGAGCGCAAAGGGACAGUCGAAGGAACUGGCCGGGCAGGCAAAGGCCCCAGCUUACAGUCCCAGUCGUUGAUGGGUCCAGUGAGUGCCCCAGCUCGUAAGGGCAUCGUGAAUAAACUGCCAAAAUGUCCAACAAACCAAGCAAGGGUGACGAUCCCGAUACGUGGCAAGCCGAUACACCUGCUGUCUCUGGUGGGUGACCAGCUGAAGAAUAUGGCUGAUCAGGCAAGGACACUUGCCCAGUCGCAUGGCACAUCGUCCCGGCAGACUCAAGAAGUUGACAUGCGGGAACGGCUGGAGGAUCCCACCAGUCGUGUGAGGAUAUCGACUCGAUUGUAUGGCACAUUGAAUUGGUGGAGCAAGUCACGAUUAGUGCAUGCGCUGCUACCGAGUGGUGUGCUGACUGCAGGAUUACGCAAGGGGUCCGUCGGAGGAUCCGACUGGAGAGACGCUAUGGUUGACAAAUGGACCACCGAUGAGCUGUAUGACUCAAACGAGCACAUCAUCUCGAUGGGACAGCACACGCUGGGGAUUAACUGCAUGGAUUCCGUAGUUGAGAUCCUCAUUGAGAACCGGAGUAAACGUGAGGACGAUAUGCUGCCCUUUAACCUGGAUGGAUUGGUGAUCGAGAUGGAUGCGAUAAACCCCAUUCCUGUGCGAAAUCUGAGUCCUCCCCAGCUGAAGGCUAGACAGGUAGAUGUCGCAUUCAAAGGCUAUGUUGAGAGCCUGAGUACCUGUGAGGAUGAUGGGUUGCUCUUCAACCUGAAAGGAUUGACAUGUGGAGCCACGGAAGUGUAUCAGGACCAGCAAAUGAGUUGUGGUCGAACAAUUUGGUUCAGCUGGAGAAUCCGACUGGUCAUGCGAUAUUACCAGUUCGACCGCACACCACCAGGCGGUACGACACAUGCAAGCCUGCUGACUCGAGCAUGGAACGUGAAAGGAUUCUGGCGACUCAGGAGUAUGGCGCAAAUUAGCAACCCAGGGAACCGACUGGCCAUUCAGGAGUAUGGGAUCGCAUACGCAGCUCUUUGUGCUAAUCGCGAGUGUGGUACUCGACGGACAGACCACCUCUGA